Molecule: messenger RNA, 1332 nt
Organism: Verticillium nonalfalfae
Lineage: Eukaryota; Fungi; Ascomycota; Sordariomycetes; Glomerellales; Plectosphaerellaceae
Exons: 5
Coding region: 1-1332 (443 amino acids)
Biological process (GO): DNA synthesis involved in UV-damage excision repair; DNA strand elongation involved in DNA replication; DNA replication
Cellular component (GO): delta DNA polymerase complex; nucleus
Molecular function (GO): DNA-directed DNA polymerase activity
Source: RefSeq, a predicted model, not a curated record
AUGGAGGAGUACACGAAAUACCUGGCGGACCGCCUUUUCACUGAGGAUAAGAUGGUAACCUACCGAACUCUCAGCCGUGCUCUCAAGGUCCACGUCAACACCGCCAAGGGGAUGCUCUACGAAUUUCACAAGUCGCAGAAUGCGACGACGCCCGGCAAGGUCCAUGCAACGUAUCUGGUCUACGGCACCAAGUCGCCAGGUGUCCAGGAGGAUGGCGACCACGACAUGACCAGCUCACCGCCUGAAGUGGACGCCAUGGGAGACGACGUUCCCACGCAAACAUUGACCCUGGUUCACGAGGAGCGUCUCACUGAUGUCUUGGCCACAUACCAGGAGGUGACCGCUUUCCAGGUGUACAGCCUGGCCCCCUUCCCCAACAAGGAGUACCAGCUUCUGUCCGACGUGACGCGUGAGCUGCUGCAAUACGCUCACGAGGAUCCCGUCGCCAUGGCCUCUACGUACGGCUCCGUCACAAACCCAAACAUGAAGAGGCGCGAGCGCAAGAGCAGGCCGCAGGCCCAGCCGGCGCCGAAGCCCGCCGAGAAGAAACCCCCAGCGGCGGCGGCGGCGGCGGCGCCCAGUCCGGCGCCCGAGGUCAAGGAGGAGACCAAGCCGGCGACGGCCAAAGACAUGUUUGCCAAAAAGACGGGCGCAGGCGCCGCAGCGCCGGCCAAGGCUGCGCCUUCGCUCAAGCGCGGCGGCUCGUCGGGCAUCAUGUCUGCGUUUUCCAAAGCGGCGGCCAAGGCCUCGAAAGGAGGCUCCAAGCCGUCGUCCAACGCGUCCACGCCCAAACCGGUCGACUCGCCCGCCCUGUCGGACGACGGCGAAGACGACGAAGACCCGCUGCCUGCGCCGAAGAGGGCUGCCACGGAAGGGGGCCGCAAAUCCCGAAAGGACCGCGAGGCGGCCCUCCGGCAGAUGAUGGAGGAGAGCGAGGAAGAGCCAGAGGACGAGGAGGACAAGGAGGAGGAGGAGGAGGAAGAAGCGGCGGCAGACGAGCCGAUGGAGGACGUGCACGAGCCAGCGCUGGAGAAGAAGACCGACGCCCCGGCCAGGCAAGCGGAAGAGGUCGCGGCGAGCACCGGCGACGGGCGGCGUCGUGGCAAGCGGCGCGUCAUGAAGAAGACCCAGACGAUGGACAAGGAAGGUUAUUUCAUCACGACGCAAGAAGAAGCCUGGGAGUCCUUUUCGGAAGACGAGCCGGCGCCUAAGGCGCCUGCGCCCACCAAGGCGGCUGCGGCUGCGGCCCCGAGCUCUGGGACGCAGCCCAAGGCGAAGAAGGCAGCGCCCAAGGGCCAGGGCAACAUUAUGUCUUUCUUUGCGAAGAAGUGA